CUAAAAUAAAUAAAUAUGUCAAAGAGAUUUAAGAUUCAUCAAGAGAAUAAUGAAGGAAGUGGCGGCAAGAGUAGUAAUGAUAAUGAGGGUGAGGAAAAUUCAUUUGACAUGAAUGAAGGAGCGGCUAUGAGUGAUGAUGAGGAAUUGGAAGAAGAGAAUAAUAAUGAAGCAAAGGAGGAGGAGGAGGAUAACAAUGAAGAAGGGAAUUCAGCAAACCCAUGUAGCAGCAGCACAGCAUCAAGAGAAGGGAAGAGAGGGAGUGGUGUGAGACAAUAUGUGAGAUCAAAGAUGCUAAGGCUUCGUUGGACUCCUAAUCUUCAUCUCUCCUUUGUCCAUGCUGUUCAGAGGCUUGGAGGUCAAGAAAGUUCCUUAUCUAGGCAACUUUCUGUGCAAAGCAGUUUUGCUGAAGCUGCACAACUUCUGAAGCCAGCCUCUGCUGCAAUGACAGUAAGUUUUGGACAUUCAUGGACCAAUUCUAGCUUUAGUUCUUGAGAAGUUGAAACCAUAUGGAGGCCUUCAAGAAUCAUUUGAGUCUGCUAAGGCAGUUUCAGUGGGCGCAUCAAAAGGUGUUCAAAGGCUGGGAAAUUAAC
Molecule: messenger RNA, 590 nt
Organism: Arachis ipaensis
Lineage: Eukaryota; Viridiplantae; Streptophyta; Magnoliopsida; Fabales; Fabaceae
Source: RefSeq, a predicted model, not a curated record